ACCAAUUAACUGUAGGACUUGCUCCUGAUUGGAGGAGAGCAGUGUACUCGGCGUGUGGGCAGCCGAGUUGGGAUUGGCGGAGGAGGACUAUAAAGGAGGAGAGAGACGGCAUGCACCGGGAACAUCUAUGGGGAACAUCUAAGGGAACCCGUGCAGCCCCCGAGAGAACCGGCCGGUGGUGUGCCGCUCCCCUGCGGAAGUGGGGAAUGUGGCCAGGGGGAACUGCCCUUCCACGGAGGUGGAAGGGAUAGUAGCCAACCCGGGAAGAACCAGCAGCAAACCCGGGGAGGGCCGAGCAGACGAAAGAACAGCGCAGGGUCCUGUGUCGUUCCUCCACGAAGAGGGGGAGCGACAUAAUGGUGCCGUGACUCGGAUAUGAAGCCUAGGCAGGGUUUAGUGUCGUUCCUCCACGAAGAGGGGGAGCGACAGUAAAUAUCUGUGGAAUGAACUGCCCGCUGGGGUGGGGACCCUGGUGGGAAGAAUAGGUGCCUCUUGUACUGGGACCCUUGGGCUGGGACAAAGAGAGGCCUUGGGUGACUGUGACCAGGCCCUGCAAUGAUGCUGGGAAAAUGUGCCUCAGGCCAUCUGCCCUGAUCUCUCCUCCUCACCUCUGGGGACAUUCAGUCAGCUGUGCCUCAAGUGGAUGCUGGCAAGUGGCUCUGAGGGUCAGAACGGUAUUGUCACAGGUGCUCUUCGCCAGGCCUCUCUUAAACCUCCCUCCUGUUUUCUCUCUCCUGCCUUUCUUAAAAAAUUAUUUAUUUAUUUGAAAAGCAGAGUUACAGAGAGACAGAGGCAGAGAGGGGAAGAGAGAGAGAGAGAGAGUCUUCCAUCUACUGGUUCACUUCCUAGAUGGCCACAAAGGCUGGAGCUGCUCCAAUCUGAAGCCAGGAGCCAGGCGCUUCUUCCGGGUCUCCCACGUGGGUGCAGGGGCUCAAGGACUUGGGGCAUCUUUCACUGUCUUCCCAGGACAUAGCAGAGAGUAGGAUUAGAAAUGGAGCAGGUAAGACUCGAGCCAGUACCCAUAUGGGAUGCUGGCACUGCAGGCAGUGGCUUUACCCAUUAAGCCACAGUGCUGGCGCCUCUCAUGCCUUUCUUGAUACCCCUCCCCACCACACACAAACCUCUCCCUUUGCAGUGGGCUCCUCUUUCUUUCUACUCUGCUGUCUCCAUCUUGCGUGGAGCUCUGGCCUCCUAUCUACCAGCAGGUGGCCUGACUGAUACUCAGCAUGAGCUGUGGAACCCUGCCUGACGCAGCUGGAAGUCUGCCUACAAGUGAAAAUGCUGAUGGACUGCUUCAGAGCACAUGAGCCCCGCUGUGUGGACCACACUCAGCAAGGGGGCCUGACCACGGGCUCAGGAACUGAAGACUCACUUCUCCACUUUGGUCUCACACUAAUUUGGUUCAGCUGGUUUCCUCCAUCUGUUCAGUCUUCUGUAUAAGACAGGGACAAAUGGACAAAGAUACCAAGGAGGGGCCCCUGGAAAUUGGAAAAAAAAAAAAAACAAAAAAACAAAAAACAAAAACAACCUGAGGAUCUCAUUCAAAAAGCAGCUCAAGGUGAUCAUUCUUUUUAAAAGAUUUAUUUUACUGAUUUGAAAGAUAGUUACAGAGAGAGGUAGAGACAGAGAGAGAGGUCUUCCAUCUGCUGGUUCACUCCUGAAAUGUCUGCAGUGGCCGGAGCUGAGCCAAUCUGAAGCCAGGAGCCAGGAGCUUCUUCCAGGUCUCCUAUUCAGGUGCAGGGGUGCAGGGACUUGGGCCAUCCUCUACGGCUAUCCCAGGCCACAGCAGAGAACUGUAUCGGAAGAGGAGCAGUCAGGACUAGAAUUGGCACCCCUAUGGGAUGCCGGCGCUUUAGGCCAGGUCUUUAACCCACUGCGCCACAGCACUGGCCCCAGGGUGAACUUUUAAUACAACUUUUAAGACACCACUUGGGAUGCCUGUAUCCCAUAGGAGAGUGCCUGGUUCAAGUCCUGGCUCUACUUCCAAUUCCAGCCCUGCAAUGCACACCCUGGAAGGCAGCAGGCAAUCACUCAAGUACUUGGAUCCCUGCCAUCCAUGUGGGUCAUGCAAGCUGAGUUCUGGGCUCCUGGCUUUGGCCUGGCCUACCCCCACCUGUUAUGGACAUUUGCGGAGUAAACCUGCAGAGAGAAUAUCUAUAUAUCUUGGUCUCUGUCUCUCUUUCAGAUAAAUGAAAAUACAUAAAAAUUUACAAAACAUUCUCUUGGGAGGCAUGAAGAUGCCAAAUGUAUUCAGGAGGAGCUGUGAAAUGGGGAACACGAUAGGAAAGAAGUAAAAGCUCAAAGUGAGUUAUUUCGAUGAGGAAGUGGGUUAUCUCCAGUCUCUGAGGUCCUUGAAGAAACAGCAAAACAUUCUUUUCUUGGUUUUGGGCUAAGGAUGGCUGUCAAAGAACUUCCUUUGCUAGCACUUUCUGUGGAUCUGGCUUGUCCAUUCUGAUGUGUUGAGAAGCAGGGGCUUGUGGAGGUACAGGCAUGAAAACAGAGGGCUUCCUUGAGCUCAGACACUCAGGUCCUCUGCAGGUCCACCGUGUUUGUUGUGCCAAAGGUGGACUACUCAGAUGUUAGUCUUUUUUUCACGCAGAUGACUAGUGAAUGUUGAUGAGGACCAGGGUCUGAUACCCAAGGUUCCUUCUUACAGAUGGUGAUUUCCAGUGUUAAGCAUCUUUGCUCAAGUGAGCCAUGGUUGCUUGUUGAAUGUGUCCUAUUGUUCAUGCUUAUGGAGGUAAAAAGGAUUAAGAGAAGAUCUGUAGAGUGGAUUGUGUCCCCUGUAGAGUCUGGAAAGAGAAUCGCCCCAGGGCUCCUUUGUCUGGAAUGUGGAAGGCGACUUAUCCUAUUCACUAAGUCUCCUUCAGGAGAAUGUGCGAGGGGGUGGGUCACAGGUGUCCUUCCUGUAGUCUUUGCUGGCUUUGGGUCUAGUGGACCUGGGCAACACAGUAGGAGCUGGUGGGGAUAGGGAUGGUGUGGAAAGGAAAGGCACUGGUGGCGGAAAUGGGGUUGUCCACCUCCUAAGGCCUGCACUAGAGGGAGGCACGAACCAGACCCUCACCCAGUGAAGCAAAGGGACCGAUUCAGCAGGCGCCUUAAGAAGAGGUGCUUUUGCUUCUGAUGGGCCUCAUUUCAGAAGGACUCUCCUUCAAGUACCACUUUUUUUUUUUUUUUAGGAUUUAUUGUAUUUACUUGAAAGGCAGAUUUACAGAGAGAGAGAUAGAGACAGAGAUCUUCCUUCUGCUGGUUCACUCCGCAAAUGGCUGCAACGGCCAGAGCUGCACCAAUCUGAAGCCAGGAGCCAGGAGGUUCUUCUGGGCCUCCCACAUGGGUGCAGGGGUCCAGGGACUUGGGCCAUCUUCUGCUGCUUUCCCCGGCCAUUAGCAGAGUGCUGGAUGGGAAGUGGAGUAGCUGGGAUUUGAACCGGCAUCCAUAUGGGAUGCUGGCACCGCAGGUCAGGGCUUUAUCCUCUGAGCCACAGCGCCAGCCCCAAGGAUCACUUUUAUAAUCUUGCUAGCUGCAGGAGCAUCAUUCCCUCCUGUUGGUGUCGCUGGAAAUGGAACGGGGUGGAUGCAGACCAUCCUGGGACCCACAUCCCUCAGACAGUGUCAGGGACGUCCUGAAAAAAGGGCUGUACCUUACCUGUGAAUUGCUGUGUACAUGUGUGAAUGCUUUUCACGAGAAUGGAUAUUGUGGUAAGAUAAAUAAGUCUGUUUUGUGUUUUUGAACACACAGUUUACAAAGACUUCUAAGUUCAACUAUUUUAAUCCCAAAAUAGUCCUUUAGGUCAGCCUAGCAGACACUGUUCUCAACACUGCAGAAACUGGUCUAAAACCCACCCACACCACUAAUAAGUUGCUGAGCCAACAGAUAAACCCAGGAGUUCCAUUAAAAUUCAAGUUCAAGGUUCUGAGGUAUUGCUGAACUGAGCAAGAGCCAGCCUGCGCCUCUGGACACCCCUGAUGCCAGCUGCCCUUUGUAACAGGAAAAGUCAAGUCUGGUAGGAGCCCGAGGACGUGGAGAAGUACUGGACACAAAAUCACUGGGAAAUUCCACUCGAUGUCCACAUUUGCAACUUCUUGAGUAAGUUGAAUUGUCACAGGAAGGCCCGGCACCUUCUGGAAACAUUUCUCAAGCCGUGUUACAUCACCAGUGCUCCCAAGGCCAGGAGGGCGAUCCACGUGUGGAAGCCCAGUACUGAGCGGGGGACAGCAGUUGGAGGUGGCCCAGGAAGGUGGCCGUGAAGAAAGCCAUCUGGCCAUGUGCACGGAGGAGUGAGCUCGUCACAUGAUGACCUGCCCUGAGUCCACUCAGACUCCCGCUGCUCACGGGCCUCCUCCAGAAUCCAAAUGACCCCCGAGGGACUCAGAAACCAUCUCCUGUUGCUCUCUCUGCUUCUCGGCCCACACUGUAGCUCCCUGCUCCGCACCCCUGUUCCCGCGUCCACUUCUGCGGGCCAAGGGUCCUUUGGCAAUGACACAGCUCCUGGGUAGGAGGCAGCAGCUCGCCCUUUCCUUGCAGACCAGCUCCCUUAACCCGGGAUGCUUGCUGCUGCCCCAGCUCCUCAGCCUGUUUCUUCCCAAAGAACACGGGUGCACUGGAGAGUGCCCUGCUGCCUGGGGAGGCUCGCCGCCAGUUCCUCAGCUCCAGUCCUAACGGGGAGUCCCUCCGCUUCGCAGUGCCCGGGCCUGGGGCAGGAGACGCGUGCAGCAGACUGACAGAUCAACCUGACGUCCCUCACAGACCAAUCCUGGCGUCUCUCACAGACCCACCCUCACACAGACCACUCCUGACAUCUGUCACAGAUCAACCUGACGUCUCUCAGGGUUCCAGCCUGUGCUCAGGCCCAGAAUAGGCGCACUGCCAAGAAGAACCUCAGGAAAGGGGCCAGCCCCAAGCGGGCCUGACAUCGACUCCCCCGAGGAAGCCCCGUCAGAUGUCCUCGUCCUUUGCUCUCCGAUGCAUCCCCUGGGCUAAAGCACAUCCGUCCUUCCAUGGCGGUGCCUCGCCCCUGAGCCAUGCGAGGACAAGUGUCAGAAGAAGGAACACCACAAGCCGGACCCCUGCAGUCCUUUUCCAGCCCUCACACGGGUCACAGAGCCUCUCCUUCAGUCCUGAGGCGGGGUCCCUGCCACUCUCCAUUUCUGCAGCCAUGGGCCUGGGUGGGGGAGGGGAGCCUCCUUGUCUACUCACUGGGGGUCAGCCCCAGGGAGGUACAAAGGAGGCCCAGCCAAUGGGAGGCAGCACUUUCCAGUCUCUCACCCUGGCCUUGUCCCCACCCAGUCCCUGCCGGCCCUUUGAGGAGCUUCUAGUGGAAAUGAGCUCAGAGCAAUGGAGGCCCCAGGCUCGGGGCCCGGCCCCUCCCCUCGCUCUUUCAUGCUGCCUUCUCUCUGCCUUCGUCCCCGGCAGUGGGCUUUCUCCAGUCCUCCCACCCCAAGUGCCCAUUCGGCCCUCACGUGCCCCUCCCUUCCGGCUUCAAGCCCUGACUCCCAGUUCCCACGUGCCCCGUUCGUUCCAUUCCUCUCAUCCCCUGGACUUGCAAGCAGCGGGAGGGAGAGAGCCCCCGCAGGAGUGACGCUCACGCCCCUCCCGCCUCCCUCCCCAGCGGGCACAGAUCCCCUGGCAAAGGCAGGUGGCAGAGCUGGUGACAGCAGCUGCUCUCGGGCUCCUCUCCUUGCCCUGUGCUGGCUGGGCUGCCGGGCCUUGGCUCCCUCUUUCUCCAGGUGAGAGGGGCACCUGGGUUCAGGUCCCUCCUGCUCCCAUGGAUGCCACAGAAAGUCCCCAGGGACAGGAGCAGCAAAAGUCGGCAAGGGAAGCCUGGGACAACCCCGCCUAUAGUGGUCCCCCUUCACCUCAUGGGACGCUGAGGAUUUGCACCAUCUCCAAUCCAGUGACGCCCCAACCCCAACCCACGAAGCCUGGGGAUGGCCCCCAGGAAAAGGCUCCCAAGACCCUGGUGUCCAGCUGCUGCCUGCGGGUCCUCCAUGCCAUCAGAGGACUCUGGGGAACCACCCUGACUGAGGACACAGCUGAGAACCGGGAGCUGUACGUGAAGACCACGCUGCGGGAGCUGCUAGUGUACAUCGUGUUCCUGGCGGACGUCUGUCUCUUGACCUAUGGAAUGACAAGCUCCAGUGCCUAUUACUACACCAAGGUCAUGUCAGAGCUCUUCUUACAUACGCCAGCAGACACUGGAGUCUCCUUCCAAGCCAUCAGCAGCAUGGCAGACUUCUGGGAUUUUGCCCAGGGCCCACUACUGGACAGCUUGUACUGGACCAAAUGGUACAACAACCGAAGCCUGGGCCAUGGCUCCCACUCCUUCAUCUACUACGAGAACAUGCUGCUGGGUGUUCCGAGGCUGCGGCAGCUGCGGGUCCGCAAUGACUCCUGUGUGGUGCAUGAGGACUUCCGUGAGGACAUUUUGAGCUGCUAUGAUGUCUACUCUGCUGACAAAGAGGAGCAACUCCCCUUUGGACCCCUUAACGGCACAGCGUGGACGUACCACUCGCAGGAUGAGCUGGGGGGCUCCUCCCACUGGGGCAAGCUCACAAGCUACAGUGGAGGUGGCUACUACUUGGACCUUCCACGAUCCCGACAGGCCAGUGCAGAAGUGCUCCGUGACCUUCAGGAGGGGCUGUGGCUGGACAGGGGCACUCGGGUGGUCUUCAUCGACUUCUCAGUCUACAAUGCCAACAUCAAUCUCUUCUGUGUUCUGAGGUGCUCCCUUCCCCUACUGCACCCUCUGUGCACGGUUCCUGGUUCUUUCCUCCUAUGCUUGAGACCCUUCCCCAAACUUGUGACCUACAGUGGGAGGGGGAGGAGAGGAGGUCAAAGAACUAUCCCAGCCCAGGCUCCACUAGACACCCCCCUCUCCGCCAGACUGGUGGUGGAGUUUCCAGCCACAGGAGGUGCCAUCCCAUCCUGGCAAAUCCGCACGGUUAAGCUGAUCCGCUACGUCAGCAACUGGGACUUCGUCGUUGUUGGCUGUGAGGUCGUCUUCUGCAUCUUCAUCAUCUACUACGUGGUGGAGGAGAUCCUGGAGCUCCACAUCCACCGGCUCCGCUACCUCCACAGCAUCUGGAAUGUUCUGGACCUCUUGGUCAUCUUGCUCUCCAUCAUGGCCGUGGGCUUCCACGUAUUCCGAACCCUGGAGGUGAACCGGCUGAUGGGGAAGCUCCUGCAACAGCCGAACACGUACGCGGACUUUGAGUUCCUCGCCUUCUGGCAGACACAGUACAACAACAUGAACGCUGUCAACCUCUUCUUUGCCUGGAUCAAGGUAUUCAAGUACAUCAGCUUCAACAAAACCAUGACCCAGCUCUCCUCCACCCUGGCCCGCUGUGCCAAGGACAUCCUGGGCUUCGCUGUCAUGUUCUUCAUCGUUUUCUUCGCCUACGCCCAGCUCGGCUACUUGCUUUUCGGGACCCAAGUGGAAAACUUCAGCACUUUCAUCAAGUGCAUUUUCACUCAGUUCCGGAUAAUCCUUGGGGACUUUGACUAUAAUGCUAUCGACAAUGCCAACCGCAUCCUGGGCCCUGUCUACUUCGUCACCUACGUCUUCUUCGUCUUCUUUGUGCUUCUGAACAUGUUCCUGGCUAUCAUCAAUGACACAUACUCUGAGGUCAAGGAGGAGCUGGCUGGACAGAAGGAUGAGCUGCAGCUUUCCGACCUCCUGAAACAGGGCUAUAACAAGACCCUGCAAAGGCUGCGUCUGAGGAAGGAGCAGGUUUCUGAUGUGCAGAAGGUUCUGGAUGGGGAGCAGGAGAUCCAGUUUGAGGAUUUUACUAACACCUUGUGGCACUUGGGGCACACAGAGCGUGAGAUCACUGAGCUCACGACCGCCUUCACCAGGUGUGACCGAGAUGGCAACCGUGUCCUGGAUGGGAAGGAACAGGAAGAAAUGCGCCAGGACCUGCACGAGGCCAAGGUGGCCCUCAAUGCUGAGCUUGAGAACUUGGGCCAGUCCAUUGUGAAUAUCCCAUCAGGCAAGCCAGAUCCAGAGGCUGAGAGAGCAGGAGGCUGGAUUUCAGAAGAAAAAUUCUACAUGCUCACAAGGAGAGUUCUGCAGCUGGAGACUGUCCUAGAAGGAAUUGCAUCCCAGGUAGAUGCUGUGGGCACACGGCUGAAGAUGCUGGAGAGGAAGGGGCAGCUAGCUCCCUCCCCAGGCGUGCAGGAGGAGCAAGCUACCUGGGCACACUUGAAGUCAGCCCCAGCUGUGACCCCAGUGCCCUGGGGUGUCCAGGAGAGAGGUGGAGGGAGCCCCUAAAGCUUCAGACAGCAGGCUCCUCUCUGCCUCCCCAGAGGCCCCUCUCUACACACCCUCCACGUCCAGGGCCAUAGGCCCCAUCAUGGCUGCUGCCAAGUCCCAUCCUGCAUCUGGCCUUUUGAACCAAUGUUUGUGUGUAUAGCAGGGUAUCAUGCUUAGGCUUGUGACUCGGUGUUUCUGUAUGUAGCCGCACAGCUCUGUGACAUAACUCUUCUCACUGGGCUUCUUAUUCGCUAUGUACUUAUUAGCUCUACUGUGGUGACAAAAAAAAUAUCAAUAAUAUGCAGGAUAAAAGGGAGAGGAAAGACUCUCCCUAAGCACCUGAGUAGCCAUGAUCUGUGAAAAAGGUAGAAGCCAAGGAAAGUAGGCAGUGUCUAGAUGUCUUCUUACGUGCUAGGAAAACUGAUCCUCUGUGCAUCUAGACAUAUGCUGCUAGAGCCCAUGGAUUUCUUGUCUUCCCCCAUAGAAUUUCCCUGUAAAAGAGAAGGGGAAGCCUUAAGAUUCUAACAAGACUCCCAUGUUGUACAGGAGUGAGUGGCACAUUUCUAGAGUAAAGUCAACAAUGGUUCUUUGGGAAUAGACAGCUUCUUGGCAUUCCACAAACACUGGGCACUGAAGGGGCAGCAAACCAGGAGCCCGAAGGGAAACAGGCCAGGAAAUGACCUCGGCGUUCAGAGAUGUUUGGAUAAAAACAUGGUGGACUAUGGCUCUAUUCUUCCAUAGGAAAAAGUGGGUUUCCCUGGUGAUUAUCAAUAAAACUCCUUUGGAAAACCA
Oryctolagus cuniculus (rabbit) is the source of this 9043-nucleotide messenger RNA. The record is from RefSeq and is a predicted model, not a curated record. Lineage: Eukaryota; Metazoa; Chordata; Mammalia; Lagomorpha; Leporidae.